Molecule: messenger RNA, 432 nt
Organism: Strongylus vulgaris
Lineage: Eukaryota; Metazoa; Nematoda; Chromadorea; Rhabditida; Strongylidae
Source: the annotation of a GenBank genome assembly
AUGCCAUACCUGGACGAAAAGGCUGUUUACCAGCAGGAAGAAUCAAUCAUGACAUGUUGUGACAAGCGACAAAGAGUAAAUGGAAAACAUCAGUGCGCUUUCUAUGGAAUAGACCAAGAUGGUCGAGCUGGCUCCAUUGGUGUCAGAGCACCGGCGGCUGCAACUGCGGCGGUGAGAGCUCUGGUGGAAGCGGCGAUAAUUUCCCUUAUCCUGCACAGGGUGCGCAAUCCAGAGAACGAACGAGAGAAGUGCGACAUCACGGCGCACAUGUUGAGCGACUACGAUGCCCGGGUUUCGACACAUCGUGUCACCUCGACGGGUUUAAUUACUGCUGCGAAUCGCCGCAGUAUGCUCAAAUCGCCCUCGAAUGUUCUCGACUAUCAGCGUGUGAUGCUCAAGAUGAGAGCAGCGCUUAUUGAGUGCGUAGCUUAA